CUACACCGCGAGCACAGAGCCUGCCGGACCCGAUACACGCCAUAGUACAAACUAUUAUGAACUUACGGUCACUUAGCAUGAUUUUUUCUCUAACAUUAUCACUAGUCUUCUUUCGUCAGCUGAUCUUCAAAACUUUGGAGAGGGAACUUCGGAGGUCGGUGCUCACCAAACACCGCGAACAAUCAACGUUGAGCCUCUCAAGAACAACAACAACAACAGCCCUUAAAAUGUAAACAUUGCGCGCUGUAGUGAUAAGAAUUCGUUCAAUUUGUUUCACAUAGUAAAGUGUAAAAUUGUACAGAAAUUGAUUUUUUUUGGUAAUAAUUGUGCUCCGAGCGAAUAUUCUGCAAAAUGAGUAAUUCUUCAAGUUCCCAGGGCCAUGACAGCUCAUCUCAUCGAUGGAAUCAUUUGAAGAAAGUACUGGAAAGACCUGGACCCUUUUGCCAUCCAGAAUUUGAAUGCAGCCCUGAAACUCUUAAUUUUUUGAUGUCAUCUUGCAAAAUUUUAGUCGUUGGAGCUGGCGGUCUAGGAUGUGAGCUUUUGAAGAACUUAGCGAUGAUGGGUUUCAAGCACAUUCAUGUUAUUGAUAUGGACACUAUUGAUCUAUCCAACUUGAAUCGGCAAUUUCUUUUUCGUCAGAAAGACAUAGGUUCUUCAAAAGCAGAAGUUGCAGCUAAAUUUAUCAAUGCUCGAGUACCAGGCUGCAAUGUAGUGCCCCAUUUUUGUAAAAUUCAAGAUUUUGACUCUGAUUUCUACAGGCAGUUUCAUAUUGUUGUGUGUGGCUUAGAUUCAAUUAUUGCCAGGCGUUGGAUCAAUGGAAUGUUAGUAUCUUUACUCUCCUAUGAUGAUAAUGAAGAGCUAGAUCCAUCAUCGAUUAUACCCAUGAUUGAUGGUGGCACUGAAGGAUUCAAAGGAAGUGCCCGUGUAAUUUUGCCUGGAAUGUCCGCCUGUGUUGAUUGUACUCUCGAUCUAUAUCCUCCUCAGGUUGUGUAUCCUCUUUGCACCAUUGCUAGCACACCACGACUACCAGAGCAUUGUAUUGAGUACGUCAAAGUAAUCCAGUGGCCUAAGGAAAACCCUUUUGAUGCAUCCAUAGAUGGUGAUGACCCAACUCAUCUCAACUGGAUCUUUGAAAAAGCCAGCGAGAGGGCAACUCAAUAUGGUAUAUUGGGAGUCACAUAUCGACUUGUUCAAGGCGUUGUCAAGAACAUUAUUCCAGCUGUUGCUUCAACCAAUGCUGUCGUAGCUGCUGCCUGUGCUACUGAAGUUUUCAAGAUGGCCACAAGUUGUUGUAAACCCUUGAACAAUUUCAUGAUUUUUAAUGAUAUCGAUGGUAUUUACACAUAUUUAUAUGAAGCUGAGAAAAAUGAGAACUGUCUAGCUUGUAAACCUAGCUCUAUACCUAAGUAUUUAAAACUAACAUCUAAUGAAAUGAAAUUACAAGAGUUGAUUCAACUUCUGAUGGAUAGUCCUACAUUCCGUAUGAAAAAUCCUGGAUUAGCAGUAAAUAUUGAAGGCAAAAAUCGUACACUUUACAUGUCAACUGUGCCAAGUAUAGAAGUGAAGACCCGUGAAAAUUUAAAAAAGAAACUAAGUGAAUUGGAUAUUCAUGAUGGAACAAAAAUUAUGAUCGCUGAUGCUACAACUCCAAACACGAUAGAAAUUGUCUUAAGUAUUCCCACUUUCAUGGAAAUGUCAAAUGAAUAGUAAUUUCUUUCCAAAAUCUUUACCAAGCACUGGCUCAUCCUUUUUAACUGUAAAAUAUGUCUCAAAGAUUUUAAAAUAAUCCAUCGUAAAUUUGAUUUUUAUGCAGGUUUCUCAAAAUCCACCUGGCCUAAUUAGCAUUAGCUAAGGAGUCAAUGCUUUGUCAAACUAAUGACAAUUUUUUCUAAACCUUUUUCCUUUUCGUAUCAAAAGAUGCUUACCAACCAUUGUUUUAUUUAUUUUUUUUUUUAUUUAUUUCUUUGAAAAAAUAACAUGAUUGAAACAUAAAUCA
Molecule: messenger RNA, 1996 nt
Organism: Bemisia tabaci
Lineage: Eukaryota; Metazoa; Arthropoda; Insecta; Hemiptera; Aleyrodidae
Gene: Uba3
Product: Ubiquitin-like activating enzyme 3
Biological process (GO): protein neddylation
Cellular component (GO): nucleus; cytoplasm
Molecular function (GO): NEDD8 activating enzyme activity
Source: RefSeq, a predicted model, not a curated record